AUGGACCACCCGUGGCUGGGCUGGGUCAACUGUAGGAUUCAGCCCAGGACCAGAGCCGAGCGUUGCUACAGGUGCCUUGGGUUCGGCCACAUCUCUACUCGGUAUGGUGGGCCUGACAGGACUGGGAACUGCCAGGUGUGGAGCCCUACGGGUGGCGGUAGGAAUAGCUCCCAAAAAAUGCUGAUCCUGCAAGUAAACCUUGAUAGGACCGUCCUUGCGCAUGAUCUGCUGGACCAGUUCUCCCACGCCCAGGAUGUGGACUUGCUCUUCAUAAAUAAGCCAUCCCGCACGUUGCCAGGUUGGAGCUGGUACUGCGACACGGCUGGAUGCACGGCCAUCCUGAUUCGCAGUGACAAGUUCUCCGUAUCCGAUACUGGAGGUGGCGACGAGUUUGUGUGCAUAAGGUGUGGAAGUGCUUUCUAUGUAAGUUGCUACAUGUCCCCUAACAUUUUGAUUGGUACCUUUGGAGAGCGGCUUUCCGAACUCGAGGAUGCCGUUCGAGUAUUCAGGAAGAGUGGUGAUGUGGUCCUGACCGGCAACUUUCACUCCAAGGCCGUCGCUUGGGGGGAGCCGAGAACCGACCCCAAAGGACGGGCGGUGCUAGAGAAAGCUGCGAGGCUAGAUCUCAUCGUCAUGAACUCUGGUGGUUCAGAAACGUUUAGGCGACCUAGUAACCAGGGAAUGAUUAUCGAUCUCACGCUGGUGUCGUCAGAAAUGGCAGCGCGAGUGUCUGACUGGCAAGUCCUAGAGGACUACACGGCCAGUUAUCACCAGUGCGUUGCUAAGUGGAACGUGGCAAAACUCAACCGAGAUUUGCUGCUGGAAGCCAUGGUCAGCGCGCCACCUCCAGCCGAUUUGAACAAGAUCACAAAUCCAGAGGAGGCCAAGACACUCGUCGGCGUUCGUGCUACUGGUGGACCGAAGAUAUCGCUAACUUGCGCAGAGAAGCGCAGCAUCUACGGCGUCUUGCACAGUGACACAAAACUUGUGAGCAAGAACCGAUGCUGGUGCGAGCUCAUCGCCGAGGUAGAUAAGGACACGUGGGGCCUGGGCUACCGGAUCGCGUUAGAAAGACUUCGCGGUACGGACCUGACGCCGCGGAUGGAACCUUUCUUCUUGGAGAGAGUGGUCUCUUGCCUCUUUCCGGAGCAUCCCGCUAGGAGGUUGGUGGCAUCAGAGACGCUGGGGCGAAAGGCCCCUGGUCAGGAUGGGGUGCCGUCUGAGGUCCUCAAGAUCAUAGCUGUGGAGAAGCUACAUAUUUUGUUGGACAUGUUUAAUGCGUGCCUGCGCGUUAGACUGUUUAGCGAGCAGUGGAAGAUCCAAAGGAGCGUCUGUAUCCUGGCGACUCUUGACGUAAAGAAUGCCUUCAACACGGCGAAAUGGUCCAACAUAAUGAGGGCCCUGAAGCACCAGAAUGUACCAGACUACCUAAGAAAGAUCCUGGACAGUUACCUCCAGGAUCGAGUACUCCAGUACGACACGAAAGAUGGACCAAGAGAGAGGCGUCCGACGUUGGGGGUCGCACAGGAAUCUGCUCUUAGCCCCGAUCUCUGGAACCUGGUCCAUGACGAACUUUUGCGCCUUGAAAUGCUUCCGGGAGUCAAGCUGACGAGCUUUGCUGACGACAUAGCAUAG
Messenger RNA from Copidosoma floridanum, 1635 nucleotides. RefSeq lists its product as uncharacterized. NCBI's taxonomy places the organism in Eukaryota, Metazoa, Arthropoda, Insecta, Hymenoptera, Encyrtidae. The record is from RefSeq and is a predicted model, not a curated record.